AAAGAUAACAGUUACGCACAUCGCUCGAAGAUGUGUAUCAUUACAUUGAAUUAUGGAGACGAGGAGCAGCAUAAGAAAUUAACGCCGCCGUGGAUGGUGAUGGAGCUGUGAUGCUGUGUCCCGUAUAUUUCCUACCUUCAUACGGCAUGUUCUAUUCCGGUUGCGAGAUCUGCUGCGACCUCAUUGCCGACGAGCACCAUACAUUGCACCAUGCGCGUUCCAGUCUUCCUCAGUUUGCGCCGAUAAAGAGCAUAGAAACCGGACGGCGACGUGUCGCUAAGCUCAACUGCAGUUCAACGACGAUAGCGGACGAUCGGUGCAGGAAUGUCAUGACGAGGCAGCUAGGAGCAGGACGCUGGACUUUAAAAGCCUGGAUGGAGGGUGCAGGACGCGUAAGCACAGGAGUAACGAUGCAUCGUGUGUUCCAGUUGCAUGAAGCACGGUAGUGCCGCGACAU
Molecule: messenger RNA, 457 nt
Organism: Harpegnathos saltator (Jerdon's jumping ant)
Lineage: Eukaryota; Metazoa; Arthropoda; Insecta; Hymenoptera; Formicidae
Exons: 3
Coding region: 111-446 (111 amino acids)
Source: RefSeq, a predicted model, not a curated record